AUGGACGGCAUAUUACAAGAGAAAACGUCAGAGAUAGGGUGCUCACAAGAAAAAUUGCCUAAUGAGGAAGCAGUAGCUAUGAAUAGUGGGGAGGAAAUUUCCCCACCUCCAAAAAACCCCGCCAACUGCUGCUCCAUUGCGACCGAUUCAUUCGCAGAACUAGUCACACAGAUGCGGAAAGAAAUAGAACAAAGAAUUGAACAUGAGCGCAAAAGCCGUGCCAUUCUCUGUGACCAACUUCUCCAACCGAUCGUGGAAAAAUACAUGGAACAGAUGAGACAAGGAGAUCAAAGAACAUCGUCAUUACAAGAAAAUGGCGAUCCAACUUUGUAG
Messenger RNA from Paraglomus occultum, 333 nucleotides. The record is from the annotation of a GenBank genome assembly. NCBI's taxonomy places the organism in Eukaryota, Fungi, Glomeromycota, Glomeromycetes, Paraglomerales, Paraglomeraceae.